AUGGCCGACGAGCAAGGAGGGAUGCGUGGCGUCAAGCGGUUGAUGGUCGAGGCAGGUGGCGGCGCCAUUAUUGGCCAAAUGCGAUGCGGGAGCUCCAAGGAACCCGCCGUAAGAAGUGGCAGGGAUGCGACAGGGCUCGGCAACGCUUGCACGGCGUGUUGCGGGGUGUUGCUGUCAAUGCCGCCCUAUGAUGGUGGUGGUGGUGGUGGUGGUCGUGGUAGUUUUGGUGAUGGUGCUAGACUUGUAACCACCGUCGUCAUGUCAUGGCCCCCCGUCGGCUGGGCGUCAGUUGCAGAAGGGCUUGGUGGCUUUGGCAGAGGGGAGGCUUCUGGCAGCUGUCAAGUGUGCCACGGUCCGCAAAUUGCGUAUGCGCCAGGAACGCGGUGCAUCAGCCUUGCCCGCCCACCAUCGAGGGCGUGCAAUGGAAGGGAGCCGCCUGUUGCGCGCACCGAGGCCAGAUGCAGCGUUGCAUAA
Messenger RNA from Bipolaris zeicola 26-R-13, 474 nucleotides. RefSeq lists its product as uncharacterized. Bases 1 to 474 code for a protein of 157 amino acids. The record is from RefSeq and is a predicted model, not a curated record. The transcript is spliced from 3 exons. Lineage: Eukaryota; Fungi; Ascomycota; Dothideomycetes; Pleosporales; Pleosporaceae.